This is a messenger RNA of Blastomyces dermatitidis ER-3, 405 nucleotides long. RefSeq lists its product as uncharacterized. Bases 1 to 405 code for a protein of 134 amino acids. Lineage: Eukaryota; Fungi; Ascomycota; Eurotiomycetes; Onygenales; Ajellomycetaceae. Gene Ontology annotation, molecular function: RNA binding; translation initiation factor activity. The record is from RefSeq and is a predicted model, not a curated record. The transcript is spliced from 2 exons. Gene Ontology annotation, cellular component: nucleus. Gene Ontology annotation, biological process: translational initiation.
AUGGCCCCUCCAAGAAGAAAACUACUAGCGACAGUAGAGGAAACUUUAGUUGCACCGGAUUCAUUGACGGAUAGUCAGAAAAUCGCCAAAGUGGUCAGGGCCACGGGAAAUAAUAUCUACUCUGUAGAGCUACCCUCUAAAGAGAGCAUAUUAGUAGAGCUGGCGGCAAAAUUUCGUUCGACGAUCUGGGUCAAGCGGGGCUCCUAUGUGCUUGUCGACAUGGAUGCGCUUGAGGAGAGGGGGAACAAAUUGUCUGGGGAAAUCAUAAACAUUGUCAGAGAUGAAAAGGCAUGGCGGAAAGCGUCUUAUUGGCCAAAGGAAUUUGCAAAGCCCUCGAGGGAGGAUGAUGAAGAUUCAAUUGCGGGCAAGUUGCCGCCUUCAGAUGAUGAUGAUGAUCAGGACUAG